Molecule: messenger RNA, 820 nt
Organism: Paraphaeosphaeria sporulosa
Lineage: Eukaryota; Fungi; Ascomycota; Dothideomycetes; Pleosporales; Didymosphaeriaceae
Exons: 2
Coding region: 228-629 (133 amino acids)
Source: RefSeq, a predicted model, not a curated record
CACCAAGCUCAAGUCUAAGCCCAGAUCCCAGCUCCGCCGCUAUCGCAACACCCGCAGCGCAGACACCAUCACCAGCAAACACGCCCCCACCAGGCUGCACCCCGCCAACUGCUGGUUCAGAUACCGCUCUUGCUAUCCGCCAAAACGACUCAACCUCUGACCCCUGCAAAUGCGUCCCCGGCGCCGGCCACCCUGGCGCUGUGUAUCUCUGCUAGCAAGACCCAAACAUGGAGCCCGCCCCCAGGGAGGUGUGUCAGUGGUACGAAACCCAACUUCCAACGACGUGCCGCAAGUUGGAGAUGCCCAUUGGCAGGAUGUGGUCCAUGGGGCCGGACUUUGGCGGGACGUGUAGUCCGUAUAGCACGCUGGGUUGUGACGCGGGGAGUGAAGUGGCUGUUGGGGAGGGCGCGGGUGAAAAGAGUAUCGCAUGCCCUGAGAAAGGGUUGACGCCGAAUCCUGCGCUGGAUAGGACGUUUGCGAUGAAGUUUUUUGCUUCAACCGCCGUUUAUGAUCCUGCGGUUAGAGCGGGCAAGACUACGACAAUAAACACGGUUGUUGUUACUCCAUCGCCCGUGAAGAGGUUGAUGCCGGAGCAUGCAGCUAAGUUUCCUUCUACACGUGGAGAUUAGUCGGUUUUUUUUUUGGGUUCCUUUUCGUUGUGUUUUGGGUCUGGGAACUGGGAAUGCGGACAUCGAAAAGCUCAGGAUUGUUUCAGAUAUGUCAAGUCUGCAUUUGUUACGGGGGUGAAAGAAGCGUUUGUGGAGAUUCUUGUGAGCAAUCACUGUGGCCGACAGUUGAAACUGAACUUUGUUAGCUGUAG